ACCACCAGAGAUGGAGAUUACAGCAUUGCGGGAGUAACAGUCUGCAUGCCGACUUGUUCCUUGCAGGAGACAAAUUCAGUUAACGAACUUUUUCUUUCAAGGAGGACCAUUAUUCCUGACGUUAAUAAUGUGUAGAAGGAUCUCGGUUCUGCUGCUGUCUCUGAUUUAAAAGCUAUCAACCUUGGAGAGCGAGGUCUGUUUGGAUAGCCAGAACACCUCGGGUCCAGGCUAUUUCAGCAAGACAAACAUCCAGUCUGGAGUCAUUUUCUACUGCAUUCAGAAUGAUCUGAGCAAGACUUCUGGACGCUGACUACAUUCCUCAUCUCUCUCUCUCUCCUUUCCUUCUCUCUCACCUCCCCUGUCCGUCUCGUCUUUUCGCGGGGGUAGCACAGGCUGCCCAGUGAGUUAGCCCCCUUUUCAGCGUCGGGUAAGCUGGCAGAGAUGGGACGCCUCGGGUUCAGCACCACGGAGAGCGCCAGACCUCUGAUCCUCGGUGUGCUUGGUAUGCUGGCGCUGUCCGUGGUGCUGGCAGAGCAGGAGGGGGAGAACCUGUCCGGUCUUUCCAACAAUCCUGACAGAGCCAUUUUUGCAGUCCGGGAGAACGGCACAACAUGCCUGAUGGUAGAGUUCGUCGUGAAAUUCCUCGUGCCAUAUGACGUGCUGGCGCUCAACGGGAUAGACUUGAUCACAGAGCAGGCGCCGUUUACCCUGCCCCGCAGUGCAGAAAUCGAGGGGAAAUGUGGGAGCACCGAGUCAGAGAUCCACAUAACCUGGAAGAACAACGCCUACAACUUUAGCAUCCACUUCUCUAAGGAGUUGCGUAACAAGGGCAUCGAGGUGUGGAAGAUGAGCAAGGUCCAGUUCGUCUACGACACCUCGGAGACCUCGCAUUUCAUCAACGCUUACAACCCUGGGAAGCACACAGCCACCACCCACCGCCUGUCAGCCCUGGUGACCCCCACGGGCCGCUCCUUUGUGUGCAUAGCACAGCAGACCAUCACCCUCAUCUCAAGUGACCACCAGAAAGGUGUCACCAUCUCCAUGUACGACAUCCAGAUCCAGCCCUUUGACAUCGCCUCUGACUUCGUGUUCAGUGAACCCUACAAGUGUAUCACUGACCAGCGGGAGCGCCUAGAGGAGACCCUCCCCCUUGUCCUGGGCCUCAUUUUGGGCCUCGUGAUCAUCAUCACGCUCACUGUCUACCACUUCCACCUCAAGCUGACGGCAAGCCAGUCCCAGCUCCCCAGAGAUCGUUCCAUGUAUAAGAACAUGUAAUCAGCAGCACAACGGCGCCUCCCUCAGCUCUCUCCAAAGCUAACCUGCUUGAUGUUCCAGGCCUAAGACCACAGAGGAACGUGCCCUGCCACGGACUGACUCCCUGACAGAGAAGUGCGUGUAGCCUGUACCAUAGGCUGACUGGAACAGCUAAAACACAUGUCAAUGGGACAGCCUGGGUGUAUUUGGAGAGUAAACCCACCAAAUUCUAUUUUAUCUGACUGCUGAAUUAACCUCAAUGCCAUAAAUUCACAGUCUGUACUACAGCGACUACAAUUUUACUAAAAAUAAAGCAAAUUUAUAAUUUUCUGAAAAUGAGUUAUGCUCAGAUUGAGGCAUGUUUGUCAUCGGAAAGUCAGUUAUGAGGUCAGUUUACCUGAUUUUAACCCACAUAACAUCACUAGGACCUUUUCAUCACUUCAGCCAUUUUUAUCCAACUUGUCUUUUGAAAGAAUUUUCUGAUAUUGCCUGAGCUUCUGCUGUGUUCCACUGUUGGUUGUCUUCUCUCUCUCUCUCUGAAAUUGCUUCCUCAUAAUUUCCAGUACCUGUUGGUGGUUUUGUAUUUGCUACUCCUAAUAUCUUUUUUUUUUCAAGAAUGCCUUUUAUUUCAUGUAAUGAAUGCAUAGUGUCAACAGCAGACAAGUCUUGUAGCGUGUGUAGUGCAGUGGCUUGUUUUUGCGUUGACGUCAAAUCUUUUCUCCACAGAUGUAUUGAACAUAUCAAAAAAGGAAAAACAAAUAAACGUCUGACAAAAUUUCUGUAGUAAAUAGAAUUUAUCAGAUUGCCAUAUAAGUGCUUGUGAAAGUACAGAGGUUAAACAUUUUACAAAAUAAUGUGUAUAAUGUUUUCAGAAACAAAGUCUAUGCAUAAACCUCUGCUGAUGCAAUUCUCUGCAGUAUUCCUCUGUUCACUGAAAUAAAUUCCUUCACCUCUACAGCCCUGUCAAGUU
Monopterus albus (swamp eel) is the source of this 2224-nucleotide messenger RNA. RefSeq names its product lysosomal associated membrane protein family member 5 (gene lamp5). Lineage: Eukaryota; Metazoa; Chordata; Actinopteri; Synbranchiformes; Synbranchidae. The record is from RefSeq and is a predicted model, not a curated record. Gene Ontology annotation, cellular component: plasma membrane; late endosome membrane; lysosomal membrane. The transcript is spliced from 6 exons. Bases 442 to 1275 code for a protein of 277 amino acids. Gene Ontology annotation, biological process: establishment of protein localization to organelle.